Rotaria sp. Silwood2 is the source of this 534-nucleotide messenger RNA. NCBI's taxonomy places the organism in Eukaryota, Metazoa, Rotifera, Eurotatoria, Philodinida, Philodinidae. The record is from the annotation of a GenBank genome assembly.
AUGAAACAAGUGACAAGACGUGUAUGGAAAAGGCGUGGUGAAAGUUAUUAUGUAUCAGCAAUCAAACAUCCUAUCAAAAUUCACGCUUGGGGCUGUUUCAGUAACAAAGGAUUUGGUAAAUUAUUUUUAUGUACACGAACAUUGAACUCAAAGCUGAUGCGCAAAAUUUACAAGUACGGACUGCUGCCAUCAACAAAAAAAUGGUUUGGUGAUAAUAAUACUAACUCGAGUUUAUUAGAAGAUAAUGAUCCAAAACAUACUUCAAAAAUGUGUAAAAGAUUUAAGGUCGACAAUGGUGUACAAUCAUUACCGUGGCCAUCACAAUCACCAGACUGUAAUCCGAUCGAGAAUGUUUGGGCAUUGAUGAAGCUUAAAAUCAACAAACAACCACCUACAUUAACGAAGAAUUUUAUGGCAAGAAUAAGAAAAGAAUGGAAAAAUUUACCUGUUGAUUUUGCUGCAAAAUUAGUCAACUCUAUGGAACAUAGAAUAGAAUUGUUAAUUGAAAGAAAUGGUGACUAUAUAAAUUAUUGA